Prunus avium (sweet cherry) is the source of this 804-nucleotide messenger RNA. Its product is annotated as Ribosomal protein S19e family protein. Gene Ontology annotation, biological process: ribosomal small subunit assembly; translation. The record is from RefSeq and is a predicted model, not a curated record. Gene Ontology annotation, molecular function: structural constituent of ribosome; RNA binding. Lineage: Eukaryota; Viridiplantae; Streptophyta; Magnoliopsida; Rosales; Rosaceae. Gene Ontology annotation, cellular component: cytosolic small ribosomal subunit; ribosome.
UGCGAAAGCGGAAUGAGAAACCCUAGAGAGAAAAGAGAGAGAGAGAGAGAGCCAUCUUCUUCGUCAGCCUCCUCAGUCAUUGCUCUCUCUGAUUUCGAGCUAUGGCGACUGCAAAAACUGUGAAAGAUGUGUCCCCACACGAGUUCGUUAAGGCCUACGCCGCUCAUCUGAAGCGAUCUGGCAAGAUUGAGCUUCCUCCUUGGACUGAUAUUGUCAAGACUGGAACAUUCAAGGAGCUGGCUCCUUAUGAUCCUGACUGGUACUAUGUUAGAGCUGCCUCCAUUGCAAGGAAGAUCUACUUGAGGGGAGGUCUUGGUGUUGGUGCCUUCCGUAGGAUUUACGGUGGAAGCAAGAGGAAUGGAAGCCGUCCACCACAUUUCUGCGAGAGCAGUGGUGCUAUUGCCCGACAUAUACUACAACAGUUGCAGAAAAUGAACAUCGUCGACCUUGACCCAAAGGGUGGGAGGAGAAUCACAUCAAGCGGUCAACGGGAUCUUGACCAAGUUGCUGGGCGGAUUGUGGUCACCCCAUGAACUAUGGAGUUCUUAGAACUGCAUGGGCACUAGCGUAUCUGAUAUUUUAGGUUUCGAUUUGAGUUAGUCAAAAGAGAUGUGGCAAGAAGAUGUUAUGAGCGAAACGUGCUUUCUGUUUUGAUAAUUUUAGUUGUUAUGACAAUCUUUCUUUCUUCCGAAACUUUCAUCUAUGUGUUAUGAUAUUUUGUCAUGUUUUGGCCUGAGGAUUUCAACCUAUUUGUCUAUUAGUUUCCUUAUUUGUAUUGCGGUUCCAUGUGAUGUUUUAAUCGCA